AUGAGGACUCUUUCAGCCAACUUGUUCGCUUUGCUGCUGAUGUGCGCGCUGCUCAGUGUGUUCUCUGUGUGGCGCGCGCUGGAGAGCCGUUUGGAGCGACACAAGCGGAGGUUGUCGGGACCGGGCGGAGGCUCCUUCCACCAAGGUCUCUCAGAGGACCUGUCCGCGAAAACUUUCAGAGCUCUGCUUGCCGUUCCGGCCGCACAAAGACACUUCCUGGGGGGCAGAUUUAAAGCCGACAACCUCAGCCAGCCUGCUGCCCCCGCCGGGACUCGGGAUUAUCACGUGAAAGGGGACAAGAAGAGGUCAGAGCAGCGGGAGGGGCCGGUCAGGUUCGGCUCCCCCGUGGACAGCGGCGUGUUCUGGAGCGACUGGUUGGAAGAUCUCCUCCCUGUGGGGUUCACGGAGGAGCAGGCGCGGAGCUGGAGGCGGAAGGCGAGGACAUCGCGCGUGGUGAAGCUGGAGCCUGGAUGCGGCAGGAGGUCCAAUCAGAUGGCCACGUUUGCCGACGGGACUAAAGCGUGCGUGCGCUAUGGGAUCAACGCGGACCAGGUGCAAGGGGAAACUUUGACAUAUUACCUCAGCAGUUUGCUGGGCAUCACGAAUGUGCCUCCGCUCGCGCUGUCCCAGCUCCACGGGGACAGUGCGCAGUGGGCGGCGGUGAGGGCGCGCGUCAGCGGGCUGCAGUGGAGCGACGGGGCCGUGGUUUCCCUCACCGAGUGGGUCUCGAACCUGACCGGGGUCGUGACGCCCGCGCCGCUCAGGCAGGAGAGCAGCGGGCUGCAUCCUGCGCUGGACGGGCUCGGGAACAGGAGCGCGGCGGAGCUCGUGGAGCUCGCGCAGUGGAGCGACCUGAUCCUGUUCGACUACCUGACGGCGAACUUCGACAGGCUCGUGAGCAACUUGUUCAGCCUGCAGUGGGACUCGCGCGUCAUGGAGCGGGACACGAACAACCUGCUGAGGACACCCCGCGGUGACCUUGUGUUCAUAGACAACGAGGCCGGGCUCGUGCACGGCUUCCGGGUGCUGGACAUGUGGGAGCGGUACCACAGCUCGGUGCUGAGCUCCGUGUGCCUGUUCAGGAGGAGGACGGCGCAGCGCGUGGCGGAGCUGCACGCGCGCAGAGACUCCGAGCGCAGGCUGCUGCGGCUCUACACGGACAGCGAGCCCUUGGCGCAGGAGUUAGGGUUUCUCUCAGACGAGCACGCGGCGCUCCUUCAGGACAGAAUCGAUCGCUUGCACAAACACAUUUUGCAUUGCAAAGGGAAAUACAGCCAGCAGUGAGGACGCAUGCGCGCGCAGGUGGAUGUGAUGGGCACAGCUGCGCAUAAUCGAUGCUUCUUACACAAAACUGUCCCGAACAGCCAACUAAGCUACCUCCUGUGAAUAGAAUGUGUUGCCUUUCUGAAAAGAAGCAAAAUCUGGAGGCUUUGUGGUGAUGUAAGCAUCAUGCAUAUAUGAUUAAUCUAAUUAUGCUAAAGAGUUCA
Molecule: messenger RNA, 1487 nt
Organism: Nematolebias whitei (Rio pearlfish)
Lineage: Eukaryota; Metazoa; Chordata; Actinopteri; Cyprinodontiformes; Rivulidae
Gene: fjx1
Product: four-jointed box kinase 1
Exons: 1
Coding region: 1-1284 (427 amino acids)
Biological process (GO): cell-cell signaling
Source: RefSeq, a predicted model, not a curated record